CAAGUGGGGUGGGGUGAAAGUGGGUAGCCUAAAUGCUCAAUUCCCUUAUUUCCGGGAGGGUGGACUCAUUGAACUUAAUCCCUCAUACGAGAAGUGAAAGUACUUCUCCGUGUUUUCCUUUGGUUUCGUUUUGCGCGCCCCCCUUCGCUUCUUGCUGCUGGCUCACAAGCGGGGAUUGCAUGCUUCUUGAUGCUCGCGCUUUCUACUUCUCAGGAAUUUCUUCCCUUCCGCAAGAAGUAGGGAAGACUCCCUUCUGUGACUGACACCCAGUCACGUUCACGCUUGCUGAUUGCCAGCCCCUUCAUAUUAUGAAGCAGUAGCAGACAAUGCAGUGAUGACAUUUACCUGACUUCCCAAAAGGUGUCUCACUGCCGCUUACUGGGAAGGAGAGAGCAGCACAAUGCAGACAUACCUGCAAGAGCACCAGACUGGCUUUGCUGGUGCAUUUGCAUUGUGAUGGCAGUGAUUCACCUGCUGGGAGGUCAGGUGAACAACGAGGUCUUUCUCAGGUGUACGACAUGGUGUCAGAAACCUCUUCCAGCAGCAGGGCUGGCAUGUAGCACUAUUUCAACAUCGUCCCGAUGGCAUCCCUCCAGCUCUUACCUCUGUGCUUCCUAUUAGUAACCACUCAGGGAUCUAGUGACUUCCCUACUUUCACGUGUGAUGAAGAUGUUACUGCAGCACUUGGGAAAACCGUUAACCUUACAUGUGAGAACAACAAAGCAAUGCUAAAUGCAACAGUGAGGUUCUGUCAUAAUGAGACAAGUUGUCCAAAGGAAAGUGACCUCAACUCAAUAAGCAAUAAAUAUAUUACUGACAAUGGAAGAAUUUCAUUGAUGCUGAUAAAUCAAUCUGUUAUCCUCAGUGUCCACAAAGUAAAAAUAUCUGACCAAAGACAUUAUAAGUUUUUUUUGGAAGCUGUUAAUGGAGAUGAUCACAACAAAAUUAUAUAUCUAAAGGUUGUUGCACCGUAUUCUGAACCUCAAAUCAAAAUUCAGAAGGACACUGUGGUGUGCACAGCAUCGGGAGGGCAUCCACAGAGGCAGCUCUAUUGGUUUGGUGACCAUGGAACCAACCUGACUCACAAUUCAAAACUUGUGUCUUUGAAAAAUGAAGAUGGCUCAUUCUCUCUCAUCAGUACUCUUCAGCGGCAUUCUCUUGAUAGUGGCACGAUAUGCUGCUCCAUCCUCAACAGCAACACAAAUUGUGAUAAUCCCCAGGGUUCUGCUCUUGUUCAUGUUGGAAAUGAAACAACUACCAAUAAAGUACCACAAGAUGUAGAAAAGAAAAUAUUAAUUCCAGUUUUCAUCGUUGUUAUCCUGGCAGCCAUUUGUGCUGUUACGUUUUUUCAUUGCAGAAAGAAUAAAGGUGCAAUAAGGAAUAAAUAUCUCCAGCGGCUUUUCCUAUCUGAAGAGAUGAUAUAGGAAUGUCAGUGACAAACCAAAUUGAAGCAAAUGCAGUGACUGGAUCAAGAAACACAUGGAAAACUGUAACACUGUGGGACUCUGCAAUUCAGAUUGCGAAGGCAAAGGACUUCUGCUCUGCAAGCCCAUCUUACGACAUCUCUAAGCCAUUUUAGUGUCUUAUUAGUCAAGAAAGACUUGCCUUUCAUGUGAAAGAAGCAGUCUGCUGUUUGGAUUCCACUUCUUUCUCCAGCAUAAUACAAUGUAUCUUUCUUCAGGUUUUGAACAGGAUUGUUUUCCUGCAGCACUCCUUUAUAUAGCAUCUUUAGAUAGUCCUCUCUGUAAUAGUUGCAGCAGACUAGGUAUAUUAAUGUGGCAGCAACAGUAUAGUCAUCUGCAUUCAAAUCUCACCUUUGUUAAAUACCUUCUGAAAAGCCUUGGACAAAUCAGAAUUGUGAUCUAAAGGUACAAAUA
Messenger RNA from Podarcis raffonei (Aeolian wall lizard), 1877 nucleotides. RefSeq names its product CD276 antigen-like. NCBI's taxonomy places the organism in Eukaryota, Metazoa, Chordata, Lepidosauria, Squamata, Lacertidae. The transcript has 8 exons. Bases 582 to 1424 code for a protein of 280 amino acids. Gene Ontology annotation, cellular component: external side of plasma membrane. The record is from RefSeq and is a predicted model, not a curated record. Gene Ontology annotation, biological process: cell surface receptor signaling pathway; negative regulation of T cell proliferation; immune response.